Messenger RNA from Linum trigynum, 3420 nucleotides. NCBI's taxonomy places the organism in Eukaryota, Viridiplantae, Streptophyta, Magnoliopsida, Malpighiales, Linaceae. The record is from the annotation of a GenBank genome assembly.
AUGGACCCUAUAAUGCUAUAAUGCAUCAAUCCUCCCCCUUAAACUCUUAUGCCGCAUCUCCUCCUUCGUCUUCCUCCUCAAAGUUCCAUAUCAUGACGAACACAUUUGCAUUGGCUCAACGAUGGCCAUAAGUAUAUCGUUCAUUGCAAUUGUAGCAAAAUUUAUCCCUUUGACACCGGGAAGCUACAUGUGGAGUCAUUUUGCAAACAAUGUGCCUCAGUGGAGAUGACAACCCACAUAGUAGAGCUGGUGCCGAUAUCGGUGAAAGUUGUGCCAUAACAGUUUCGACAAAAGCAGGGGCUGCUCGUCCCGGUUUGCUGAAUGUGUAUUAAUACUCGUCCACUGUCUCGGUCUCUCGAAAUUUUGCCACUGUUUGCUCCUUUGGAAUGCACUGGUAUUUGAAAUAUUUCUCAACCCAUGACAUCCAUCCCGACGGGUCCUCUUGUCCCAUAAAUUUUUGGAAUUCGAGUGUUGCAAUUUGCGUGUGAAACAUAGCUUGACUGGGGUACUCGUACUACCCUAUUAAUCCUCCAUACUCGUGCCCCAGUAUUUGGACACCUCCGACAUUAAUCCCUACUCCAGUCGAAUGUGGCAUGGCAGGCAAGCCAAGAUUGACCGUCGAAUAGUGGCCCAUCGCCACGUUGCGAGUCGCACAUCCCCACAACCCUACGCCUCCUAGGACUCUGUCAGUCCGUUGUCCCCUGGAGAGUAACUCGAGCCAGUCUAACUCACGCUCAGCCCGACUUUGCCCAUCAUGAAAAGAUGCGAAUUAGAAAUAAUUGGUCGAACAAAUCUGUGUCAUGGCCACCCUUUCAUCCCGAUCCCAUCAUUCACGGCCUGAAAAAUCAUCCUCACCCAAUGAAACCUGAUCCGCUUGUAGGGCUGGAUUUUCGGUUAGAUCGGUUAUAACCGAUAACCGAAAUGUCGGUUACCGGUUAACCGCGACGCCAGCAGUGUCUACUGCCAACCGCCCGACGGAAACCAUCGGUUAGCCGGCAACCGACCGGUCGGUUACCGGUUAGUUGCUCGGUUACCCGUGGUAACCGCAACUUCCUUCCGCCCUUCUUCUUCUCUGCAAGACAAUCCAAAAGCAGAGGAGCUUCCUCUGAAAAACUCCGCUCCCUCACCCCACACAAAAAAUUCCGCCAAACGCGGCCUUACCCACUUCUCCUCUCCCGCCAUAGAUUCCACCUCCUACUUCUUCCUCUUCUCCUCUUCAAAAAAGCUUCCAUCUUUCUCUCUUUCUCUGCGGAGACCCAACAAAUUAAUGUUGCUACUGCUGCUCUGAAAUUCUUGUGAGAACCGAGAUAAAAAUGGCUUUCCAAGACCACAUGUCGCAAGAAAUGGGCUUCCAGCCGCCGCUCUCCGCGGCCUCCGCAGGGCCUUCGUGGCUGAACAGCGCCGUCCUCCGCCGCGGCGAUGGCAGCGACAGGAGCGAGAACGACAGCAACAACAACAACAACCACCACCACCACGGCGGCGGAGGUGGGGAAGAUGAGCUUCUGGACGGUGGCGGGGGAGUGGGGGAUUGGGAGAGGGCGAAAUGCAAGGUAACCGAGUGGCGCUGGGGCGCGGAGAAGACAGAAGGCCGAUGGCGGCGGCGGGGGCCGCGGCGGAGGUUGCUGCGGGGAAGGGUUUGCGGCGGCGGACUCUCGCUGGCGGCGAGGACUGGUGUGGGCGUCGAUGCAGAGAAGGGAAGGGAAGGAAGAAGUUUGAUUCUGCAAAUUGGGGAAGGAAGACGAAGUCGAAGACGAAUUAGGGUUUUGGUGUGGGCAGCUGGGCGGCGUUUUGUGGGGGGGGGGGUGUUUGGCCGUGUCGGUUAGCCGGUUAACUGGCGGUUAGAUCCAUCGGUUAGCCGGUUAACCGCCACCUCCAAUAUCCCUAUCGAGCACCGACCGCGUACAUUUUUUUCGGUUAGUCGGUUAACCGGUAACCGGCGGUUAUCGGUUUAACCGGCCGGUUAACCGGUAACCGCUAACCGAACGGCCAGCCCUAUCCGCUUGCGUGCACGUCGGUGGACCCAUUUCUUCCGCCCAAUCCUUCUGGCUCUUAUUGCCAAGGCUCCAGCCUGUUCGAUCCCAAAUUAGCAUCGAUGACGCCUGAGAUACACUUAAUAUAGACCCUCGUAUUAUGAUCCAAAGUGCAUUGAUUUCCCAUCGUUUACCAUCAUUAUACCUUGGAUUUGUUAUGUGAAUGCUUAAAGUGAGUUGUGACUCAUUUUGUUAUCAAGUUAUGCUUUUGGUAGUGUUCUGUGCUUUUUCAAGUCAAAGUAGUCCAAUGGACCACUUAGGAGCUGGAGGAAGAAUCGAAUGAAGAAACAUGUGUCCAGAAAUGACACCCUAGUUGAGAAAUGACGCAAUGCCGCCAAUUUAAAGAAGCGACACUUCGUCAAGAAGGCGUCCAUAAGUUAUCCGGAAGUAGUAGCUUCAUCGAAGAACUCUUCUAAUUAGUUGGAUGACACGUCAAAGCCAAGUUUCUCUCCCAAAAAACCUUAAUCCAAGGCCUAUAUAAAGGUCUAUAGGGUUUGAAACUCGAUAGCUAGUGAUAGGAGGCAAGUAGAGGAUCAUUACUCUGCUGACAGAAUACCCUACCUGACUUAGAGCGACACUAGUUGUCGGGAUGAAUCGGUGCCCUCCGACCCAAUUUCUCUGUUAUGACUGCCGAUUCUAGAGGUUCUCUGGGAGGUUUAUUUCAAUCGAUGACUCCCUAGAACUCGUCCCCAUGGCUGCUAGUUCCCUUAGUUGCAUAGGUUGGCGAACCUUAGAUGUUCUUUGACAAUAUUGAUGUUUGGUUUAUAUAUGAUGAUUGGACUUCUUCUAUCUUUCUGCUUGAUUUCUAUGUUUGGUUUGUUGUCAAUUAGAUUGCGUGUGUAAGGCAAGGACUAUCUUCAAAGGAUAUAUCCUCCUAUCCGGAUUUGUGGAUGAGACUAGAAACAACAUUCCUUCAUAUAAUCGAUAAUCAAUCGAUUGAACUGUGUGACUUCUUCAAGCUAAGGGAGAAAACCAUAGGGUUCAUCUUGCAUGUUGGUUCGCAGAGUUAUCGCAAACUAAAGCAGGAACAAACCCAAAAAUAAUGAAACAUGUCAUAUGUAGCCACAUUCAGUUGUUGAUUAUUGGUUGCAUGUAGAUGUGUUUCUUAGAAUCUACCUUGCAUACUUAUUGCAUCGAGAUGCUUAUGUCUCGAAUGCAAUACACGCAUGGAAAGGGAUCGUGUUGCAUAAUGUGAUAUAUGAAAUUCAUUAUCGUAUCUCCCACGUCCCUCAUGUAGCUUAGAACCUACGAUCAUCAUCGUGAGGAGUGGCAACCAUAUAGAAGUAUAGUAUAUCAGUUGGCAGGAGGAAUCUUUCAGGAUAGCUGCGGCAGCUUCGCGGUAACGAUAGAGAUUCAAAUUCUAAAAUAUUCAUAAAUUUAUAAGACAAAG